Messenger RNA from Stegodyphus dumicola, 10049 nucleotides. Its product is annotated as adenosylhomocysteinase-like 1. Gene Ontology annotation, biological process: L-methionine cycle. Lineage: Eukaryota; Metazoa; Arthropoda; Arachnida; Araneae; Eresidae. Gene Ontology annotation, cellular component: cytosol. The record is from RefSeq and is a predicted model, not a curated record.
AACGAAUAUCUUGGAUGUUUAUUACGUGCUCUUGGAUUUAUUACGUGCACUGUUUCUGGUGAUACUGAAGUGUGCUCUCCUAUAAUGAGGAUCGGUAGAUACUUUCUGCCUUCGCACGCAUGUCAUUGAAAGCAUGAAAUUUUAAUGUGUGUGUAUUCUACGACUUUCUCGCGGCUCUUUCCAAGUUUCAGUUUAAUAGGAGAGUAUUUACUUUACUUAUACUGAUAUUGCAGCUUUCUUAAAACAACCCAAAUAAUUAUUCUAUGUUUUUCAUAGAAUGUUUCCAUUCUAUCUUUUCUAUAGAAUUCUGUGUUUGCUUUUAGGCUAGAUUUAUUUCUGAUGUCAAGAAUGCAGUUCUACAAUGAAAUUAGUUGCUUAAAAAUGUUAUGGAUAUAAAGGCUUGACCACCUUACGAUAUAUGAGAAAUCAGUACUAAUAUUGCAACAGUGUAAUUUUCAUCAACGAUUUGUAUUUUGUUUAAGCAGCCUUUAUUAAAAUUGCAGAAAGGGAUUUUUAUUUAUUCUUUGGAUUCUAUUCUGUUUAAGAUUGCCGCACUGGGCCUUUUUAUUCAUUAUUUAAGUUUUAUUUUGUGAGCAAUUGUUAGUGAUUAAUACUUGCCGUGAUUUUUAUUAACUCUUUGGAUUCUACUGUGUAACUAAUUACUUCUAAAACUGCAGCAAAGGGAUUUAUUUAUAUAUAUUGUUUAAAUUCUAUUUCGUAAGCAACUGUUAUUGAUUUAACUCAAAUUGAAGCAGAGAGAUUCCUUAUUUGGAUUCUAAUUUGUAAGUGUAAGUUAUUAUUAUUCACGCUGCAGCAAAAGUAUUUUUAAUUACUGUUUUGAUUAUAUUUUAUAAGCAAUUAUUACUGAUUGUUACUCAGAUUGUGCCAAAAUUUAUUUGUUUUGUAGACGACAUUUAAGACUGGCACCUCUUUGAGAAUUUAACCCUUUAGUCUUUUUAGACUUCUGCAGGUGAGUGAGUCCGUAACCAGUUAUAAAGAUUUUGUUUAAUUUGUUAAUAAAUAAUGAUAUGAGGCUGAAUCUGUGAAAUAUUAAAGAUUUAUUAUUUAAGGUAUUUAUGUAUGUCUUCUUUAAUAUUGAAUGAAUACCAUUUCGUCAUUUGCAAAAGUAUGCUCUAGCAAAGUUUUUUUUUUCUUUUGCAUAUAAUACACUACUUUUAGCAUAUUGACAUCUUUCGAUUUUUUUUAACUCGAAAAGUAUAACGAAAUGCAUAAAUAAUAUCAGAAUAGUUUUAAAUAUUUUGAUUAUAAGGAAAUUAAUAUUUCACAUUGAUGGAGUGAAUUUUGAUGGAUGCUGCUGAUUAAAUUUUGACUGUCAGAGCAGCAAUAGCAAUUUUAGUAGACUGCAAUUUCGUUGAAUGGAGAUUUGAUUAAAUUCGGAUUAUUAAUUUGAAUUCAUUUAAUCUCCAAAUACUUCUGGUUAAAGAAGUCUUCCCCUUAUUCUAAUCGCAUAACUAUUCGUUAAUAAGGCUUCGAUCAUUAUUUAUGCUUAGAACUAACUUUUUUAGUUGCAAUCGUUUGAAACUGUAUGAACGAUUUUAAUGCAUUGGGGUUGGAUAGUUAAUAAAUAGCAAAAGAAAUAGGCAAGCGGUAGUUUUUAGCAUAUCUCCAACAUCAGCCAUCCUCAGAAAAAUUUUACAAGCAAACUUUAUUAGCAGCUAGUUCCACGGCACCAAGUGUCACUGUACUAAACAGAGUUAUCUUUUGUUUUUUAAUCUGCUGAUUUCCCUUCCUGGGAAAGCAGCAAAUUCAUUUGUAAUCGAAAGGGACAUGAGUGCAUAAAGAAAAUGAAAUACAUUUAAUGGUGGCAAUUUUGCCAUUGGUUAGAAUUUUUGUAAGUGAUUUAUAAAAUGCAGAACAGUUGCAAACUGAGUUCACUGAAAGACAUGGUGAAGAAAAAACUUGCCAUGUAUCGCAAGGUGCCUGCGGGAGACACCAAUCAUGAUAUUCGUAUAGUGCUGACUCCUCCCGAAGACGAAGUUUCUGAUUGCGAGGCUGAAAUUGACGAACCAGAUCUCGCAUCGCAUUCACCGGAAGAGGAAUCUAAAUCAGUCAUACGUAUUGAUGAUCGAGAAUUUGCGUCUCGUCUGUUGGCAGCUGUUGAAAAUUAUGUGGAAGGUGGUGUCGUGGGGCGAGCAAGAUUUCGGAACCAGAAUCGAAGCCGAUCGCACUCUGCAUCUUCUACGGACAGUUUUGGUUCGACGCACAGCUCAUCAUCCUACUGCGACACGAGCUCCGAUGAUGAAGGUAAAAUGCCCAGAGAUAAGCAUCAAGUCAAUUCCUCGGGUAGCUCGGAUUUUUGUGUCAAGAACAUUAAGCAGAGCGCUUUCGGCCGCAGGGAGAUAGAAAUUGCUGAACAGGAGAUGCCUGGCAUUGUUGCUUUGAGGCAAAGAGCUAAUGGGGAAAAGCCCUUAAAAGGAGCUAAAAUCAUAUGCUGCACUCACAUAAACGCUCAGACUGCUGUUUUAAUAGAGACGUUGAUAGCAUUAGGAGCAAGCAUUCGGUGGGCUGCUUGUAAUAUAUACUCCACUCAAAAUGAAGUAGCUGCUGCUGUUGCUGAAGGAGGUGUUCCAGUUUAUGCAUGGCGAGGGGAAUCUGAAGAAGACUUUUGGUGGUGUAUAGACAAAUGUAUUCAUUCUGAUAGCUGGCAACCAAACAUGAUUUUAGAUGAUGGGGGAGAUGCUACUCAUUUAAUGCUAAAAAAAUAUCCAGCAAUGUUUCGUGGAAUUAAAGGCAUAGUAGAGGAAAGUGUGACUGGCGUUCACAGACUUUAUCAGUUAUCAAAAUCAGGGAAACUUACAGUUCCUGCAAUGAAUGUAAAUGAUUCUGUAACAAAAACUAAAUUUGAUAACCUAUAUAGCUGCAGAGAAAGUAUUCUUGAUGCGUUAAAACGCUCUACAGAUGUCAUGUUCGGAGGAAAGCAUGUUCUUGUUUGUGGUUAUGGUGAGGUGGGAAAAGGAUGCUGUUCUGCUCUGAAAGGAAUGGGUGCAGUAGUAUGUGUAUCUGAAAUUGAUCCAAUCUGUGCUCUACAAGCUUGUAUGGAUGGCUUUCGAGUAGUUAAGAUUAAUGAAGUUGUGAGAAACAUUGAUAUACUUGUCACUGCUACUGGUAAUAAAAAUGUCGUAACUCGAGAACACAUGGAUAAAAUGAAGAAUGGUUGCAUUUUAUGCAACAUGGGCCAUUCCAAUACUGAAAUUGAUGUGCAAAGUCUGAAAGGUUUGACAUGGGAAAAAGUGCGAUCACAGGUAGACCAUAUUAUUUGGCCAGAUGGGAAACGAAUUAUAUUACUUGCAGAGGGACGAUUAGCCAACUUGAGCUGCUCUACCAUUCCAUCUUUUGUUGUAUCCAUCACUGCAUCAACUCAAGCUCUUGCUCUAAUAGAACUUUUUAGUGCUCCUGCUGGAAGAUAUAAAGGUGAUGUUUAUCUCCUGCCAAAGAAAAUGGAUGAAUAUGUGGCAAGCCUACAUCUACCAACAUUUGAUGCCCACUUAACUGAAAUGACUGAUGAACAGGCUCGGUAUAUGGGCUUAAACAAAGCUGGUCCUUUCAAGCAGGCUUAUUAUCGGUACUAAAGGAAACAAGUACAAAAAUGAACUGAUAUUCAAAUGGGAGGUUAUUUUAAGGUCCAAUAACAGGGUUUGAAGUACAUUACCAUUCCAUUCCAUUGUAUUUUCGACUUCCCAGAGAGCUGAGGUGUCUUAAUAGAGUGCUGCAAGAACAAGCACCAUAUAUUUUUAUUUUAGAUAUUGCCUCAAAAAAUAUUUUUUAUGCAAAUUUCAUUGAUGAAGUAUUAUUCAAAUUUAGUUCUUCUCCCAAAUUUCUGCUUUUAUUUUUCAUCUUUUGUUAUUCUGUGUAGUGUGGCUAUUUUCUUUUUUAUGGAUGUGCAUUUAUUGCACUUAUUUUUAUUAUUUGUUCAAUCUUUAAAACUCUUUGAAAAUUAGGGGUAAUUUAUUAUGUCUUUGUAAUUUUCCUAAGUUAAUGCCGAAUUGUAUGAAAAUACUAUUUUGGUAAUAAGCAUAUGUUAAAAUGGAAUUUUUUUUCUUUUUCAGUUUAGGUUAUGUGUUUGAACCCAAAAAUAUACCUUUUUUUUAAUUUUUAAGAAAAAUAAAUUUGAAUUUUUAUUCUCAUUCUCAUUUAUACUGCAAACAAGUUUUAAACUUAUUUGCAUAUUAAUUCUGUGUUCAUCUUUGUUGUGUAUAAUUUUAAUGUUACAAAACUUGAUUUCAUAAAGAUGCAAACUUUUUCAAAGUGUUUGGAGUUUGUGUUUUAAAUUUUAGUAUUCAAGAGAGAGUAUAAUUUUGUUAAAUAUGCAUGUCAUUUUACUUAUGCAUUUUGUAAUUCUAAAGUAGAAUUCAUUGUGACUGACAAUUUUAUGUUCUUAUUUCAGUUUUAUCAUGUACAACGAAGCGAUUUUAUUAGAAAUGCAUUUUUUGUUCUUAAUUUUAUUCUUAACAGAAUUCAUUCUUUUGUUGUGGAUAGAUUAUUAGAGCUCAUAGGAGAUUAGAAAAAUUAUAGGUUUAUCAUUUAUUGUAUUAUGAUAUUUUGUUACAUCGCAGGUAUUAAAAUUUAAAAAAAAAAUACUUUCAUGUAAAUAAAGCAAUAAACAAAACUUUGUAAUAAAAUAAACAAACAAGAAAAAUUAUUUAAGUAUUAAGAAAUUAAGUUUGGUAUUUUUGACUUCUAGUUAGUGGUAUGUAAAGAAGGAAUGUAUUAUUUCUUUCAAAAUUUGUUAUGUUUUUUUUUCAUUCUUCCAUAUUUCCUGUAUAUCUUAAUUAAAAUAGUUAUCUAUUAUGUCUCUGUGAUAAAUAAGGUAAUACUUAUUUUGAUAUGCCAAAGUUAUGACUUCAUAGUUAUCUAAUAAAUAGUUAUUAAAAUCCUUUACUUAAUGGAAACAUUUAAUUGCACGUUUUAUAAAGAAUUGCAUUUGUUUUCCAUUAACUACUUUAGCUAGACUACAUUUAUGUGGGAUAAAUAUCCUAAUUGUUAGUAAACAUUUUUAUUUCUAAAUUGUGUGCCUUGGUUGUAAAAUUUUUUGUCUAAAACAUUCAGGCAUUGAAUUUGAAAAUAUAGUUGUUUGUGUUUUAUUUAUUCAUCGGUGUAUGUCUGUGUAAGUCAACUGUAUUUAGAAUUGUAAUCUUAACAUUUUAAAAUUUAAUUUACAAUUUGCUUCCAUCCAAAAAGAGAUCUCAUAGUUAAUUAAUUUUUGAGAUUUGAAUAUGCUUUCAUUAUUUUAAUUUAUUCUUUUCACAGAAGAUCUCAAUAAGUUAUUUAUUGAAACUUACUACUAAUAGCUAAUAUAGCUUCAUUAGUUUGCUGUUUUAUUAUUUUGUGAUAAAAGUUGUUUCACAAUAGAGUGAACAUAUUUAGGUGUAUAAAACUGCUUUGAAAGUAUAUCAUAACUGCCAACUGUCUGUUUUUACCAGGAGAUUUUUUUUUUUUUUUUUGUCAUGUCUCUUGACAGAUCUCCAAAUCUCCCAGUUUAAAAUUUUUAGCCUUUACUAAGCAAAUUUUAUCUUAACAAUAAAUGGAAUUUGUUGAUUAAUGAAACUUAAAUUUUGCAAAUUUCAUUACCCAUCUCCUAGUAAUUUUAAGGAUAAUUUUAUUAAUAAAUCUUAUUUGAUUUAAAUAGUUGUAAUCUAUUGUGGGCAUUUGUAGAAUUUUAUCUGGAGAUUUAAGCACUGUUUAAUCAGUUAGUAUUUGUAUUUUUGUUGUUAAAUAUUAAUACAUUUUACAUCAGAAUGAUAUUAUAAAUAGCGCAAUAACUUCAUUCAUGCAUUGUAAAGCCAAUUUAAGUCAAUUUGGAAUUCUGAUUUGCUGACUUCCCCAGUAGCAUGAAAGCCUCCUAGAAGUCCUGGUUUUUCAUAUUUCAUAGUUGGCUAACUAUGGUAUAUAAAGUACAGCUUGUGAUGAUUAUGUAAUUUUAUUGUUUGUAUUACCUGUAUAUUUAGUUUUGCAUACUUUUAAAACUGAACUGUGACAGCUGCAGCUUUAAAAAGGAGCAUCCUGUAUAUUUUUAUCCGUUUUCAAUUGCCAACCGACUCCACUUUCCUGCCUGUAAUAAUAUUUUAUGUGAAUGUAAUGCCCAAUUCAUGGUUUAUCUUUUAGUAAAAAAUGUUGAGUAUAACAUUUUUUAAUAGUGAAAACUGCUGAGGAUAAUAACUUGUAACAGUUUUAUAAAUUUUUCAAUUUUUAAAUUAUGUGUUAUACAAAUAUCCUAGCAACUUGUUUUAUGAGAUACUUAAAUACACUUUUGAAAUAUCAUACACUUUAUAAAUUCAUGUAGUAAGUUAAUUAAUUGUAAAAUGCUUAUAAAAGUGAAAAACAUUUAUUUUUAUUAAAUUAUCUUGUGAAAUUCUAUGCUGUAUGUAGCAUCUUCUUAAGUACAUAUGGGUAACCAACCCUAACUGCAGAUUUGCCUUUAACCAAAGAUAAUUCUGAGGAAUAUACUGACCAGAUUGAUAUAGGCUAACUUAACUAUGAUGUAAUGAGAAAGAUACAAUUAAAUUGUAAAAAUAAAUAAGGAAUAAAAGGAAUUUAAGUUGUGAUAUUGUAUGACAGCAUCUAAAUAUGUUAUCUGUGUGAUAAUAUUAAAUAAGUUGUCUUGUGAACCUUAUGCUUAUGUUGUUGAAAGUAGUUUUAGUAACCAUAAUGUAGAUCAGAUUUUUAUUAUUUCUGCGCUAAUCAUACUGUUAGCUUAAUUUAAUUAGAUUGUAUUAUCUGGCAGUAUGUAGAUGUAGUUUUUCUUGUUCAAGCUGUAAUAGCUGAAACAAGUACCUUCUCAUCCAUUGCCGCACUUCAUUUAUAAAGCUUGUCUUUCUAUAUCUUCUGUAAAUCAAUGUUUAGAGUGACUUGAAUCUGUUUUACUCAUUUUAUCCUUUUGAGGAAAACUUGAGUCUCUGAUGUAAAUACAUUUGUAAUGUUUUAUUCAAUGUAUUAAGAAAUUUUAUUUUUGUAAUUGAGACAUUUUUAGCAUAGUUGAAUAUUUGCAAGAAAGAUAAUUUAUUUCAAUUAAAGUUAACACCAAGACAUAAAGACCGAGUUAAUUGGUACAUUUUAUAGUUUUGCAUGGGUUUAAAAUAAUAUUAUUUUUUAUUUUCAUAUAAGCAAUUUUACAUAAUACGUGAACCGCUCAUAAUUAUAUUUGGGAAUUAUACUGUUUUUAUAUCAUGAAACCAUUUAUUGAUACAAAUCAGCAAGGCGUUUUGCUUUCAAGAAGAAUUUAAUGGAAAAUGAGUAUAUACAUAAAAGUUAGCCAUUUUGAAUGUUUCAUUCACAGUUCUAGUAUUUUAAAAUUACAUUAGAUAUCAAUUAUUUGGAAAAUGAGAUUAUACUUCUAUUUCCACUUUAUCAAUAUAUAAUAAGUUCCAUUGCUGAAAAAUAAAAAUAUGUUCUUCAUGAAAUGAAACUGAAUCAUAUUUAAAUGAAUAAGUUGUAAUUAAUGAAAUGAAAAUGUUUGACCUUUAUAAUUAAAAACACAUUUUUGAAAUAUACAAAAUAAAUAAAAUGAGCAAAAAUGUCUGUUUAUAGCUUUGUAAAUGUAAAUGAAUUCCUUCUUGCAAAUGAAAUCAUCACAAUGAUGUUGUUAUUUUAGAAUAUUAAAAUAAUUAAAUCAUUAAACAUAUUGUAUCAUUUUUCUCUUAAUUAUAUUCUUAUACAUGUGUAUUCCUCUCAGUAAUUUUAAUCACGGGAUGUCUGUUUAAAAACAUUUUAAUUAUAUUUUUAAAUAUUAUUAAUGUUUAUUUGAUAUGAGAUUUAACCAAUGCAAGACCCUAAAAUUUUUUGUACUGUGAAUAUAUGUAAACUGCCUUCACAUGUUUUAUUUACUAGCUAUAAAAAAUUAUCAUAACUUUCAUUGAAAGAUAACGUUCUGAUAAUUUUGGGAAAAAAAGUAGAAUUAUUUUUAUAUAAUCAGAUUUUUAACUAUUUUAUCAGAAUCAGAAAUAAGUAAUAAUUUAUUUAAAAAAAUUAAAAUGGUUUACUUAUUCUAAAGAAAUUAAAUCAGUAAUAUAAAUUUAGCAUUCGAGAUAAAUGUAUGUAGGACAAAGGGAAAAAUAUUAUAAAAUAACAAAUAUGGAAAUAGAAAAUCAGUUAUAUUUGUGUAACAUAUUGUAAUUCAUAGUCUAUUUAAAUUAUACAUAAUAUUUCUACACUUGAACAUCUGUAGUUUGACAAUCAGACAUUAUUACGCUAUAUAGAUGUUACAUAUACAUAAAUCCUUGCAUUGUGUCUCAUGUCUUAAAACAUGAUAUUUCUUUUAGACAUAUUUAAAGUAGAAAAAGAGUAGGCUGAUUAAAAAUAGAGAAAUAAAAUUAUUUUUUCAGUAUUAUAGGAGAUCUAUCCUUUCUGGAUUACAAUGCAAUAAAAAUGAAAUAAAUUAUAUAUCUAGCUGUAAAGUAUAAUUUUGUUUUUCUUUUUUUUAACUUAAUUAGUAUUAUUUUAUUUAUCUGAAUAUCUUUUUCAUCGCUGUGUUUUCUCUUUUGUACUGAUUUAAUUUUUCAUUAUUUAUUCAUGCUGAAUAUUUAUAAUCUAGUUGUAUUAUGCUUGUGAAUUUAGAUUAGAUCCAAAUAUAUGUCCAUGACUUCAUGAGGUUUAGCUGCAUUUACUUGCUUGUAAUAAAAUAUGAAACUUUUUAUUUUGUUACUUGUGAACUGUAGAAUUGACUAUAAUAUAGAAAUUACUAUGACAUCUUUUUAUAGCUUUGUAUGAAGUAUUAUACUUUGUGCAAUGUGAUAAUUAUACUAGUUUCAAAAGGGUUUUGUUUGGUAGCUUUGAAGCUAAGACAUAUAUGUCACUUUUUUCCUCAAUAAUCAAUUUAUAUUUUAAUGCCUAUAUUCUAAAUUUGCAAUAACUGAUAAAAUAUAUACAUUUAUUAUUUAAUUUUAUACCUUGAUACUGUGGAAAACAAAUUUUUUGUUACAUUUUUUUUUUUUUUAAAGUUAAUCCCAUGAAAUCUAUCAGUAAGGCAUUUGAUUUUUUGGAUGAUUUGAUCCCCUACCUUUUUAGUAUUCUCCUACAGCCUUAAUAAUAUGUAUAAAAAUUCGUUAAUUUAAUUUUCAUACACACAAUGUUUUUCUUUAUACCGAUUUUUAUGUAAAUGAUUUAUGUUUAGGAAAAACUCCGUUUGUAAAUUUACAUGAUAUAUUUCAAGCUAAUUAAACUUUGAAGAUACAUAUUUUAAGCAUUGAAUUUCCAAAACAAAAACUGCAUAUUGUUAUUCUAUGAAAAAAAAUUGUUUAUGAAAAACUUAUUUUAAACUGCUACUUUAAUUGCAUUUAGAAGUAACAAAUGGGAAAAUAUGAUUAAAAUAAUUUAAGUAAUAUGAAAAUUUUAAAAAAAUUAACAAAAUCAGCUGAAGGAAGUGGUUUGAAAAUGGGAAGAACUGAAGCCUAAUUAAAAAGCAUGCAUUUAAGUCUUGUUUUAGUAAAAAUCUUUAAUCUUUAUUUAUGACAUUACUCUUUCAGGAAAUAAAAUUUUUAUGUUUGUUUGUCUAGCUUCUUAUGUUUAUAAAAUUAAAAUUCUUGUAUAAUUUGUUGGGGGGAAGAACUUUUUUUAAUACUGAUUUUCCACUUUCGAAAACCAGUCUUUUCUUACAAGUACUGUACUAAUUGUAUUUUUAUUUUGCAUGAUAAGCAUAUUAAAAACCUAUCUUUGUACAAGAACAGAAUUUGGUGUAUUUUUCUUCUUCAUGUUUGCACUUCAGUGCUUUAUCUCCCAGUAACAGAAAUAACAGUAAUAGCUAGCGACCUUGUUAUUAAAAUCAUGUCAAAAUCUGUAAGCAUAAACAUUUUAUUUUUAUGGUUAUGUAUGAAUAAUUACUAGCUAAUAUCAGUGCUUGUAAUCUUCUCUAAAGAUCAUUAUCAAAAGCUUUUAAACUUUCCUUAGGAUAUGAACAACUAAAAAAUCAUAUGCCUUAUUUAUCUUGUUAGGAAAAUAAAAUUGUGAGAAAAAUACAUGUAAGGCUUUAUGCCAUUAUGUACCUACCUGUUGUGAUAAGAUUUUUUGGUAAAUAAAAUUUGUGUAUAGAAAUAAAA